Messenger RNA from Cyclocybe aegerita, 1131 nucleotides. The record is from the annotation of a GenBank genome assembly. NCBI's taxonomy places the organism in Eukaryota, Fungi, Basidiomycota, Agaricomycetes, Agaricales, Hemipholiotaceae.
AUGUCUUCGACAGAUGAAGAGGUUAAUCCCUAUGAGCUGCUCGACCUCGGGAUGGAGUCGACGGAGAAAGAAAUACGAACUGCGUACAGGCAGAAGUCGUUGAAGGUCCAUCCAGACAGGAAUCCCAAUAACCCAGAUGCGGCACGCAAAUUCCAUGAGCUGAACCAAGCAUAUGAGCUCCUCCUCGACCCACUUCGGCGACUGGCCCUUGAUGCGAAGCUGCGACUGCAGCAAGCCAGAAAGGAACGCUUUAAGGCAUAUGACAACAAGCGCAAGAACCUCGUCGAGGAGCUGGAGGAGAGGGAGCGCGCAUUCAAGAAGGCGAGGAUAGAGAAGCAGAAGGAGGAAGUCCAGACGUGGCAGUCUAAUGAAAGAAUCAAGGAAGAGGGGAAGAGGCUGAGGGAGGAGAAGGAGCGAGAAAUGAAGGCUAGGAUGGCACCACAAGUGCCCGAGGUCGAGGAGGAAGCACCUCCACCAAUGGAUUCACUUGACACAACCGUCCGUAUCAAAUACCCACUCAAGACCUACCCCAAUCUCACAACACCAGAGAGCAUCUCUAAUUUCCUGAAGCGGUUCGGAGCCACAGACGAGACUUCGAUCGUCCUCUCGCUUUCUCUCAAAUUCAAAAAGGCCGCCGAGAAGUCGGAAAAAGCGGAGAAAACCCCGAAAACAGGGAGUGCGCUCGUUCCGUUCAAGCAAAUCGGGGACGCGUUCGCGGCGGUAUGCGCGAGUGGACGGAAGGACCUGGGGUUGGACGGUGUGAAUAUUACGUGGGUUAAGGGGCAGGAACCAGCAAUUCUGGGAUGGCUGAAGAAGAUGGGCAAGCUGGGCACACCUGAGAUCACGACGGCGGCUAUGAAGAGCUCGGACUCAGCACCAUCGGCGAGGUCCUCUCCACCCAAGGAAGGAAGCAAGGCUGAGUUGCCCCAGAACCAGUCGCGGGGACUCGGUUCAACGCCUUUCUCUUCCUUCCCCUCUUCUCUCCCUGAUGCUCUCCCAACCUCAGUUCCAUCGACCGCCCCACCUGCCCCUGAGAUCGACUACGAGACACUCACAUUGAUGCGUCUGCGCCAGGCUGAACGAGAGCGGCUCGAGAGAGAGAUACUAGAGCAGGAGGCGAGCGACGCCUGA